UUCGACUCGCUUCUUCUGUAAAUUGCUUUUCGAAUAUCACUUCAUGAAAUUGACUGUUCGCAGGGAGGAGUUACUUGUCAUAAAAGAAAUUUUAAAGCAGUUACUUUACAAAGCUUAUAUUGAAGAAGGCAUAACUUGAAUAAGUCGUUAAGAAGAAAGCGUAGACUAGUAGAAUACUAAAUACGUAUUUAACAGAAAUUUGAAACGAAUCUAACCUUCAAAACGGCGGCUACAGCGAUAUCCGUUUCGGAUUUGCAAUCUGCAUCCAACAAAAUGACGCCACCAAUCAAUACUAAUUCCAUGGGAACGGUAUUAACUCAGCAAGUCGGCCAGCAGUUGCUGGACUUCUCACAGAAAUUGGAUAUUCAACUCCUUGAUAAUGUCGUAGGAUGUAUGUACGACGGAUCUGGACAACCGCAACGAAUCGCAGAGGAAAUACUCAAAGCAUUAAAAGAACAUCCGGACGCAUGGACUAGAGUUGACACAAUAUUAGAAUUCUCACACAACCAGCAAACGAAGUACUACGCUCUACAAAUAUUGGAAAACGUGAUCAAGACAAGAUGGAAGGUUUUGCCUAGAAAUCAGUGCGAAGGCAUAAAGAAGUACAUUGUGGCCCUCAUUAUCAAGACGUCCUCCGAUCCAGGGCUGGCCGAUAAAGAGAAAACCUAUCUAGGAAAAUUGAACGUAAUUCUGGUUCAAAUUCUGAAGCAAGAUUGGCCAAAGAACUGGCCAACGUUCAUCAGCGAUAUUGUUGGGGCGAGCAGAACUAACGAAAGUCUUUGCCAGAAUAACAUGGUUAUCUUGAAAUUAUUAAGUGAGGAAGUAUUUGACUUCUCCCAGGGGCAAAUGACUCAAGCAAAAGCAAAGCAUCUUAAAGACAGCAUGUGUAAUGAAUUCGCACAGGUGUUUCAGCUAUGCCAGUUCGUCAUGGAUAAUUCUCAAAACGCUCCCCUUGUGAACGCCACUCUCAAUACUCUCCUACUUUUCCUAAACUGGAUUCCUCUCGGAUAUAUUUUUGAAACCGAACUCAUAACAACCCUCGUUUAUAAAUUCCUUGGAUUGCCGAUGUUUAGAAACAUUACUCUCAAAUGCUUAACGGAGAUCGCUGGAGUAAACGUACAAAAAUAUGAAGAAGAAUUCACAAAGUUAUUUUCACUGACAAUGACACAACUGAAACAGAUGCUCCCGACGACAAUAAACAUGAAGUCGGCUUACGCGAGUGGCUCAAACGACGAUCAGAACUUCAUCCAAAAUCUCGCUCUAUUCCUUUGUAUAUUCUUCAAAGAGCAUGUGGCAUUGGUGGAAAAGAAAUCGGAACUGCAUUCUCUACUGCUUGAUGGCCUGGAGUAUCUCGUUUUGAUCUCAGAAGUCGAAGAAACAGAAAUUUUCAAGAUCUGCUUAGAAUAUUGGAACCAGAUUUCAGCAGAUUUAUAUCGCGGAAGCCCAUUCUCCGCCGGAACAUCGAUUCCUAUUAUGGGAAGCGACUCAAACAUGGCGUUACGAAGACAAAUAUAUUUGCCGUUGUUAUCAAAGGUUCGAUUGGUUAUGAUUAGUCGAAUGGCAAAACCGGAAGAAGUAUUAGUUGUUGAGAACGAACAGGGCGAGGUCGUUCGCGAAUUCAUGAAAGACACGGAUUCCAUUAACUUAUAUAAAAACAUGAGAGAAACUCUGGUUUAUUUGACGCAUCUUGACUACAUGGAUACUGAACGAAUCAUGACGGAGAAACUACACAACCAAGUUAACGGAACGGAAUGGUCGUGGAAGAAUUUAAACACUUUGUGUUGGGCGAUCGGAAGCAUCAGUGGAGCGAUGCAUGAAGAAGAUGAAAAAAGAUUCCUGGUGACAGUGAUAAGAGAUUUGCUUGGACUUUGCGAACAAAAACGUGGAAAAGACAACAAAGCGAUCAUCGCGUCGAACAUCAUGUACGUAGUCGGACAAUACCCAAGGUUUUUACGAGCGCACUGGAGGUUUCUGAAGACUGUCGUUAAUAAAUUAUUUGAAUUCAUGCACGAAACUCACGAUGGAGUCCAAGAUAUGGCCUGCGACACUUUCAUAAAAAUCGCUCAGAAAUGUCGGCGACAUUUCGUACAAAUUCAGGCCGGGGAGGUCAUGCCUUUCAUCGAAGAAAUACUGAACAACAUCAGCACCAUUAUAUGUGAUCUUCAGCCGCAACAGGUUCACACAUUCUACGAGGCAGUCGGUUACAUGAUCAGCGCGCAGACUGACACCAAUGUACAGGAACAUCUCAUCGAGAAAUACAUGAUGCUGCCAAACCAGGUUUGGGACAGCAUCAUCCAGCAAGCUACGAAGAACGUUGAUGUCUUGAAAGAUCCAGCAACCGUGAAACAGCUCGGAAGUAUUCUAAAAACAAACGUACGAGCCUGCAAAAGUGUCGGACAUUAUUUCGUGCUUCAGCUGGGGAGGAUCUACCUGGACAUGUUGAACGUCUACAAAUGUCUUAGCGAGAAUAUUUCCGCGGCGAUAAUGCAGCAAGGUGAAGGGGUCAUGAAGCAAUCACUCAUCCGUAGCAUGCGAACUGUCAAAAAAGAAACGCUAAAACUCAUCUCCGGAUGGGUCAGCAGGUCUAAUGACCCCGAUAUGGUCAGUGAAAACUUUGUUCCUCCCUUGUUAGAAGCAGUUCUGAUGGAUUAUCGGUCGAACGUGCCCGCUGCUCGUGAACCGGAAGUUUUGAGCACAAUCGCAACCAUUGUACAUAAAUUAGAGGCUGCGCUGACGAGAGAAAUUCCGCAAAUAUUUGACGCAGUUUUUGAAUGCACCUUAGAAAUGAUUAACAAGGAUUUCGAAGAGUUUCCAGAAUACAGAACCAAUUUCUUCUUACUAUUACAGGCUGUAAACAACCACUGCUUUCCUGCUUUGCUUUCAAUUCCCCCCGCACAAUUUAAACUGGUUCUGGACUCGAUCAUCUGGGCGUUCAAACAUACGAUGAGAAAUGUUGCCGACACAGGCCUGAAUAUUCUUCAUCAGCUGUUACAGAACAUCUCACAAGAGAAACAAGCAUCGCAAAGUUUUUUCCAAACCUAUUUCACAGACAUUUUACAACAUGUGUUCAGCGUUGUAACGGACACUUCGCAUACUGCAGGUCUCACAAUGCAUGCAACAAUCUUAGCCUACAUGUUCAGUCUUGUGGAAAAUGGCAGAAUAACCGCUCCACUGCACCCGGACGCAACCGAUAAUGUUGUUUUCGUUCACGAUUACGUCGCAAAUUUACUGAAAACUGCAUUCCCGCAUUUACAAGAUGCUCAAAUCAAGAUAUUCGUGCAAGGUUUAUUCAGUCUCAAUCACGACAUCCCGCUGUUUAAAGAUCAUUUGAGGGAUUUCCUUGUUCAAAUAAAGGAAUUCUCCGGCCAAGACACUUCUGAUCUUUUCCUUGAAGAGCGCGAGCAAGCGUUGACGAACGCACAAGAAGAAAAACGAAAACUUCAACUUUCUGUACCGGGUAUGGUCAACCCUCACGAUUUACCCGAGGAAAUGCAAGACUAAGCUACCAUUUGUGGUUACUUUUAUAUCAGCAAAUUGAAAAUAAAAUUUCCUAAAUCAGAAACUGUUCUGAUUGGUUGAAUACCUGAAUUCAAAUUUGAUCUGCAUUGUUAGUCACAAAGAUAAUAUGACAUCACAAUUGAAUGAAAGCUGUUUUAUGCAAAAGUGCAUUGAUAGACUUCCUGGUUGAUUUCCUGACAUUGGACAUGAACUUUAACCCCAUGGGUUCUGUUUUUAUUUUGUCGUUUUGUAUCAUAGAUUCUCAUUGUGAACGAUGUUAGUUUUUUCUUUCCCAAAAUUUGUCAGAAUUACCUUAAAGUUUUGCUUUCAAAUUUACAAGAGCGUCUUUAAAACUGGCUGUAGCAUUUUUUCAAGCGCUGGCAACAGCGUCACCGAUUACACAUGGGUGGGAUACGCAGGGUAAAUUUAGUAGGCAAUGUCGUACCAAAAAGUCUGUACUUCCAAAAUUAGCAACUUUUUGAAGUUGCAGCUCCCACAGAACCUUGUUAUGAGUGAUGCCAACCAUUUCCUCGGACUUUUUUGGGGGGGUUGUUUGUCUCGUAAAAAAAAGAUCUUUCGUUUUUCGUAGAUACCUUUCAUGCAUUCACUAUCAUAUUGGGCUAUUGUCAUAAAUAGCUUAGUGGCUGGUGGUAAUUCCCCCUCCCCCUACCCCACGCUUUCCUGGUUAUUUCCAGUUCAAAUUAAGGUUCUCACACGGCCAAUCGCGGCCCAAAUAAAAUUUCUUUCAGGUAUUUCUCGUUUCUUUUAUAUUUUUUUUUCAUCCAUUGUUCUCUAUUGUGAUGCAAUAAAAAAGUUUAAUAUGA
Molecule: messenger RNA, 4322 nt
Organism: Styela clava
Lineage: Eukaryota; Metazoa; Chordata; Ascidiacea; Stolidobranchia; Styelidae
Product: exportin-1-like
Biological process (GO): ribosomal small subunit export from nucleus; protein export from nucleus; ribosomal large subunit export from nucleus
Cellular component (GO): nucleus; cytoplasm
Molecular function (GO): nuclear export signal receptor activity; small GTPase binding
Source: RefSeq, a predicted model, not a curated record